Messenger RNA from Penicillium griseofulvum, 903 nucleotides. RefSeq lists its product as uncharacterized. Bases 1 to 903 code for a protein of 300 amino acids. NCBI's taxonomy places the organism in Eukaryota, Fungi, Ascomycota, Eurotiomycetes, Eurotiales, Aspergillaceae. The record is from RefSeq and is a predicted model, not a curated record. The transcript has 2 exons.
AUGUAUGACUUCGCGAUGGAAUCCCCGGAUAGUACGCCAAACUAUGAUAGCGACACAGCAAGCGAAGAACGACCAUCAUCUCAAACCCUCAACACCAAAAUACAGGCCAAGUUCCAAAUAGCUCGGCCGCCUCCGAAAUCAAGUCAACUACUUCGACUCAGUCCCAAACUACUCCUUCAAAUUCAACAACUCUCUCCAAUUCAUCGACCAGUGCCUGUACUAGAGAUAUGGCAACCCCCACUUCGCAAAUCAAAAUUGUCGAAAUGUUUCCCUCAACGCCCAAAGCUCGGCACAAAGGAUAUCUACGCCACACUCAAUGAGCCAUACAUCACCAAUAAGCAAGCAGAGGGACAAGAAAAUCCCCAAGAACAAGAUACAAAGUCAAAUGGUAUCCAAGAAAAAGACAUCGUCGCUGCAAUGUGCCAGCCGUCAAGCAACAACAACAACAACAACAACCCCACAUCAUCAAUUCACUUCCGUGACGCAAAAUGCAUCUGGCAAGCUUGUGCCAGCUCAGCAGGAUCUGAGAAAGGCACAUGUUACAGAUUCGUCAUCAAAAAAGAAGACACCACAGCCACCCCCGAGCAGGGUCGGAUGAUCAUGCAGUGGGAGAAACGGGCAGUCUCCGCAGAUGGAAACGGGGAAUCCGGGUCUACGGAUAGUGAACACUUCGUUCUAGUGGCAAUUGACCGCAAGGCGCGUCGGAAGAGUCGCAUUGCUACUAUGACUCCAGGUGGGCUGGAGAUCACCGUGAGGAAGAGUUCGAUCUUGGAUCAUCUUCGGACUUGUUUGGCAUUGACGGAGCCGGUUUCUGAGGGCUCCGCGGAUUUGGAGACUUGGUUGUACACUCUUGUGUUGACAUUGGGAGCUUCGGUGGCUUCACAAGAAGGCUGGUUGGGUUAA